UUACUUGUAAUAUAUAAAAAAUCUAACAUACAUAUUAUGAUUUAUACCAAGUUGGUAUUAACAUCAAGUUAAAGAUAUUCGAAAUUACUUACAAAUAAAAAUUUUUUUGAUAGAAUUUUAAUAUACGUAAAUUCAAGUCACUGAGAUCUUUAACGAUAAUUGAAUGCAUUUUAUUUAAGCAGAUUUUAUAAUUAUUCAGUAUUUCAAAUUUUUUUUAUCCACGAUUUAUACAUUAUUUUCCUAUCAAUAAUCUAGUAUUCAAUACAUAAUAGUGAUUGUAAUUAUAAAUAGUCACCGAAUUCAGUUGUCAAGUGCUGUGCAAAUAGUGAAAUGUGCAAUAAAUUAUUAAAAUCGCUUCGUUUCUUGCUGUUUUAGAUGAUAUUUCCUUAUCCGCGUCAUAACUCAUAAGACUGUUGUAUGUAGGAUGGCGAGAAUGCUGCUAUAACAUACUGUUAAAUGCGCUAUAAACGCAUAUUCCUUACAGAUGCGGGCUAAUGUAUGUUUUGCUAAAACGUAUUUUUUAUCAUUAGGUGAAAACCUUAUCAAUACAGUGGCACUUUCUAGGUCACAAAAAUAUCGCGAAUGGAGGCUUUGCACGGUGUGAAUUUACGUGGAUUUCACUGUUUGAUGUUGACUCAAGUCACGCAGAUAAGAAUUAUUGACGCUCAUAUACCGUAGAGAUGAAACAUUCGAUUUAUAUCACUCUUCGUGAUACACCAACGUGUUCUUCGCACCAAAUUUCUAUCAAAAUCCAUUCCAAGUACCACCGCGAAUGUCGAAUUUAGUGUCAAUGAAAGGAUCGAUUACGAUCGAGGAAGAGGAAGAUGAGGAUAAAGUUGGAUCUUCAACCUACGUGGACAAAAUAUCCCAAUUUAUUCCUAUAUUGGAAUGGUUUCCACGAUACACACACCUAGAUGCAGUGUCGGAUUUCAUCGCAGGGAUAACUCUAGGGUUGACCAUGAUUCCUCAAAGCAUAGCAUACGCCGCGCUAGCUGGAUUGCCUGUUCAGUACGGACUCUAUUCUGCGUUUGCGGGUAGUUUAAUCUACGUAUUUUUUGGAAAAAUCAAAGAAGUAUCUAUCGGCCCUACUUCUUUAAUGUCACUCUUGACGCUUGAAUAUACCCGAGGCCUACCAUUAGACUUUGUGUUUCUCCUUGGUUUUCUCGCCGGAUGCAUGGAAUUAACAUUUGGACUGCUUAACUUGGGAUUCUUGGUGGAUUUUAUCUCAAUGCCAGUGACGUCUGGAUUUACCUCGGCUACAUCUGUGAUCAUUAUUCUUGGACAACUAGAAAGACUGCUUGGUCUUGAAUACAAAACUUCUUCCAAUAUUGAGAAGAUUGUUAAAGCAUUCCAGCAUAUUGGUGACAUUCGAAUUGGUGAUACCCUGAUUGGUAUUUCAAGUAUCAUAUUCCUGCUGAUAUUCAGGAAACUCAACAACGUUAAUCUAUGCUGGCAGCAGAGUGAAAAAAAGCACAAAUUUGUGAAAAAAUUGUUGUGGUUUCUUUCCAUCGGUCGCAAUGCUUUGCUCAUUUUAAUCACAACUGUUCUAGCGUUUAUAAUGGAAACAGCUGGCAAAUCCCCUUUCCUGCUUUCCGGUAAAGUUGAGCCAGGACUUCCAUCUUUUGGUCUACCUCCAUUCAGCACACAAGACGGCAAUCGAACGUAUACCUUUAUAGACAUGUGCUCGCACCUGCGAUCUGGAAUAUUCAUCCUCCCUCUUGUUGCUGUGCUAGCUAAUGUUUCAAUCGCUAAAGCUUUCGCAAGUGAUAAGGGAGUCGAUGCAGCUCAAGAAAUGCGCAGUUUGGGUCUGUGCAACAUAUUUGGUAGCUUUGUCCAGUCGAUGCCAACAUGCGGUGCGUUCAGUAGGAGUGCAGUGAGUAAUUCAAGUGGCGUAAGAACACCCUUGUCUGGUCUCUAUGCUGGGAUCUUGACUUUAUUAGCUUUGAGCUUCCUUACACCUUAUUUUUAUUACAUUCCGCGAGCUUCCCUAGCCGCUGUUCUUAUAGGAGCGGUGAUAUUCAUGAUAGAAUGGUCCAUAAUUCCAGUAUUAUGGAAAGGAAGUAAAAAAGACAUGGCGGCGUCAAUUGGUACGUUCAUUGCAUGCAUUAUAUCAGUUGAGUAUGGACUGCUGUUCGGAGUCAUGUUGAACAUACUCUAUCUACUACAUGCGUGGGCAAGACCAAGUAUACAGGUAUCAAAAUGCAAGACUGCUGACGGGGAUAAGUACAUCCUAAUAAAGCCAGACAUUGGAUUAUACUAUCCAGUGGUAGAUUUUUUACGUAAUAAGAUGAAUGAGGCUGCUGCGGAAAAAGGGAAAAAUAUUCUACCUGUAGUUUUAGACUGUGAUGGCUUCAAAGGCAUUGAUUACACGGGUAUGAAGUGCAUCGAAGCAAUGAUAAAUGACUUUGAGAAAAAAGAGCAGUACUUAACGUUUAUACACCUGAACGCAAGAGUCUUAAAGAAAAUUGAAUCACUUGGUGGUAUAAAAAAGCUAAGGCAUGCUAAGGUUGAAGGCGAUAUUGUUGGUAAACUUUUCUACAAUACAGUUGAAAUGACGAGAAGUGCAACAGUGCCAAUUUUUGAACAGACGAAGAGUGAAACAGCAGACAAUAAUACUGUAGUAAUAACACAGACUCAAAGAGCAGGUAUUCAAGAAGAAGAACGUGAAAACGAACCUUUAGUGACUGACUAUCAAGCAGUAAUAAAAGAGUUCGAAACAACCGAAAAAUCAAAAUUGAAAACAGAACCAUCUGAGUUAUGAAGAAGUAACGAUUUGACAUCUUUAAAAUUGUUUUUCUUCACUAUGAUAAUGUGUAGUUACACAACUCUCAAUAGGAUGCGAUGCAAAUCUUGCUACUUUUGCUGUUUUCAUAUUUUUUAUUGUAAAUAAUACAUUUACAUAUGAGAAGAGACACCGUUUGUCUACUUUAUUUUAAAUUCUAUUCAGACUUGGGUGGAAUAAUCAAAAGACAUAGGAAAAUGAAUUGGCUACCCAGUAAACCAAAACGAAUUGAAUAGAAUUAAGUGCGCCCAAAAACGAAAUCAACUCUAACUGAAGCGAAUUGAAAAGACAUGUGUCAAUUCUCUUGAAUAUGUUUCAAUU
Molecule: messenger RNA, 3103 nt
Organism: Diprion similis
Lineage: Eukaryota; Metazoa; Arthropoda; Insecta; Hymenoptera; Diprionidae
Product: sodium-independent sulfate anion transporter-like
Exons: 12
Coding region: 773-2761 (662 amino acids)
Biological process (GO): transmembrane transport
Cellular component (GO): membrane
Molecular function (GO): sulfate transmembrane transporter activity
Source: RefSeq, a predicted model, not a curated record